Messenger RNA from Zonotrichia leucophrys gambelii, 1239 nucleotides. It is a transcript of the gene PIP4P1, whose product is annotated as phosphatidylinositol-4,5-bisphosphate 4-phosphatase 1. NCBI's taxonomy places the organism in Eukaryota, Metazoa, Chordata, Aves, Passeriformes, Passerellidae. The transcript is spliced from 7 exons. Gene Ontology annotation, molecular function: phosphatidylinositol-4,5-bisphosphate 4-phosphatase activity. The record is from RefSeq and is a predicted model, not a curated record. Gene Ontology annotation, biological process: phosphatidylinositol dephosphorylation. Gene Ontology annotation, cellular component: late endosome membrane; lysosomal membrane; phagocytic vesicle membrane. Bases 25 to 780 code for a protein of 251 amino acids.
GGGGCGUGGCCACAGGGCGCUGUCAUGGCGGACGGGGAGCGAUCGCCGCUGCUGCCGCCCGAGGCGGGGCCGGGCCCGGGCGGGACCGCGGCCGCCGGCGGUGCGGGGGCAGGUCCGGGUGAGGCCCCGCCCCCUUACUCGCCCUUGGGCAGCCCCGAGGCGCCGGGGGGGGCGGGGCCUCCGGCGGUCACGUGCCGCGUGUGCCAGCGGCCAAUCAGCGUCGAGGGGAAGACGCAUCAGCACGUGGUCAAGUGCGGGGGGUGUGGCGAGGCCACGCCAAUCAGAACGGCGCCCGGCGGUAAGAAGUACGUGCGGUGUCCGUGUAACUGCCUGCUGGUGUGCAGGGCGUCGGCGCAGCGCAUCGCCUGCCCCAGGCCGUACUGUAAGCGGAUCAUCAACCUGGGCCCAGUGCAGACGGGCGCGCCCAGCCCUGACCCCGCCCCCGGGGGCGUGCGCGUGGCCUGCGCCCACUGCGGGGGGCCUUUCCUGUGGGCGGAGCUCCCCGAACGCUCAUUGGCUCGCUGCCCGCACUGCCGCAAGGUGUCUGCGAUUGGCCGGCGGUUCCCACGGCGACGCUGCCUCUGCUGCCUAUUGGCCGCCCUGCUGAUGGGCGGGGCCGCGGCUGGGCUGGCGGCCGGCACGUGGUGGGCGUGGCGCCGGGGGGCGCGGUGGGUGCCGGCAGCGUGGGCGGCGCUGGGGGCGGGCGCGGGGGCGUGUCUGCUGCGCGCGGCCUAUUGGGGCUGCGUGCGCGUCAGCCAGCCCCUCCCACCGCGCGCCUGACCACGCCCACCCGCCCCCUGCCUCGUGGGACACGCCCCUUCCUGCUGGGAACCUUCGCCUUUCAACGUGGGACACGCCCCUUUACUUCAGAGCCACGCCCCCUCAUCGUGGGACACGCCCCUUCAUCAUGGGACACACCCCUUUCCUUCUGAGCCACGCCCCCUUCUUGUGGGACCUAUGUCCCUCAUCAUGGGACACGCCCCUUUCAGUAAAACACACCCAUGGGCGUGGCUUGUUGCUAUGAUGUCACUCAGCCACGCCCCUUCAUUGCUGCACAACUUAUUCUCUUCAGGCCCCGCCCCCUUGUUCUUUAUUUUGCAUGGUCCCGCCCCUUCCUGCAUGACCCCGCCCUCUUGUACAUAAGCCCCGCCCUUUUUCCGUGUACAGCGUUAUUUAUUGGCCACGCCCACAGAGGGGCUUGGCUCCAGGUGUAAAUAAACCCAAAAUCGGCAUUUUUCA